Messenger RNA from Cooperia oncophora, 1383 nucleotides. The record is from the annotation of a GenBank genome assembly. NCBI's taxonomy places the organism in Eukaryota, Metazoa, Nematoda, Chromadorea, Rhabditida, Trichostrongylidae.
AUGUUUUUGCAAGAAGAAAUGAAUGACAAAUUGAAUGAUUCUAAUGACCCUGAGAGAAUGUCAAGGAGGAAGCUUCGUUUGGCUAUGCAACCGAGUAUUGCAAAGUUAAAGGAGUCUACGCGUCGCCCUGACGUCGUUGAAUGGGCAGAUGUAACUUCAAGAGAUCCAUUUAUACUUGUGGCACUAAAGUCUUACCGCAAUACUGUACCCGUUCCUCGUCAUUGGAAUGCCAAACGAAAAUACUUAUCUGGGAAACGCGGAUUCGAACGCCCUCCUUUUGAACUCCCUGACUUUAUCAAACGUACUGGCAUCCAGGAUAUGCGUGAAGCUUUGUGGGAAAAGGAAGAGAAUCAAAAUCUCAAAUCGAAAAUGCGUGAACGUGCCCGCCCAAAGUUGGGAAAAAUUGAUAUUGACUACCAGAAGUUGCAUGACGCUUUCUUCAAGUGGCAGACGAAACCACCAAUGACUAUGAUGGGCGAACUCUACUACGAAGGAAAGGAAGUGGAGACACUAAUGAAGGACAAAAAGCCGGGAAAUCUUUCCGAUGAACUGAGGAUUGCUCUUGGAAUGCCAGUUGGACCGAACGCUCACAAAUUUCCUCCUCCAUGGCUUAUCGCCAUGCAGCGUUAUGGUCCACCUCCAAGUUAUCCAAAUAUUCGCAUUGCUGGACUGAAUGCUCCUAUCCCUGAAGGAUGCGCAUUCGGCUAUCAUGCGGGAGGAUGGGGUAAACCACCAGUUGAUGACUAUGGCAAGCCGCUGUAUGGUGAUGUGUUCGGACAAGAGCCUGCAAGUCAAGUGGAGCCUGAGGAUGAGACCCGCAUUGAACGUCGAUAUUGGGGAGAGAUUGGCUCGGACGACGAUUCCGAUGAGGAAAGUGAAGCGGAAGAAGAAGAAGAUGCCGAUAUAGAUGGCAUUGCGACACCCCUGACAGAAGGAAUGGCUACUCCAAGUGGUAUCACCACUGGAGUAACAGGAUUGGAAACGCCUGACACUAUUGAGCUGCGAAAAGGAAGACGUGUCGAAGAGAGUUUGGCUGGUGCGGACACUCCUGCAGCGGCUUACCACAUCAUUCCGGAGAAGCGCGUAGAUCGUGUUGGAGGGCAAAUGAUGGCCUCAACCCAUGUGUACGACUUGUCGAAAAAAGUUGGCGUUUCCGAUGGCGGUGUAGAGGUUUCCCUCGAUCCUGACGCAAUCGAUCUAGAUCAAGGAAAGCUACAGGAGAAAUACGAUGAACAACUCAGGAAACAGACCAGAGGUGACGAUCGUGAAGACUUAUCGGAUAUGGUGGCGGAACAUGCGGCUGGACAAAAUCGGAAGAGAAAAGCACAAGAACAGAAAAAACAGACUCAUCAAAGUAAAAAAUACAAGGAUUUCAAGUUUUAG